Molecule: messenger RNA, 5536 nt
Organism: Vitrella brassicaformis
Lineage: Eukaryota; Vitrellaceae
Source: the annotation of a GenBank genome assembly
CGAAAUAAUAUCGCUACAACAGCCACUCCGUCUUUUCGAUGCGCGAUCCCUCUCUCGACUACGACGGCUACGGCUGCCGCACUGCCCAUACCUCCGCCCAUCCCUCGUCGAUAUCGCUCCCGCUGCCCUUCCAGGCAGACCAGCCUCACUCGCAGCAGGCCCUGCUAUCCCUGUCGCUCGUCCGCAACUGCCCAUCCGACUCCCUCUCGCCUCUCACACACUCCACGCUGUCGUCGCAGAGGGAUGAUGACGACGGGCCCGGAGCAAGGAUGACGGAGGAGGCGCGGCAGAGGCAGAAAGACGUGCUGCGGCAGCUGUUCAGGAAGACAAAGGUGAGAGGGGGGAGGGAGGGAGGGAGGGAGGGAGGGUAAAGGGGGGCUCUGUCUCGUUUUGAUGUGCCAGUGGUGGUCUCACAAUUAUCCGUUACAAAAAGGUUGACGUGUGUGUGUGUGUGCGUGUGUGUGUAGAUGUGUCCGUGGCUGCACACGGGCAAGUGCACGCGUCAGGACCGGUGCAACUUCGCCCACACGCUGGACGAGCUCCGCCCGCGGCCUUCAAACACUGACGUGAGCGAUCUCACCUCACCUCUCCUCACCUCACCACGGCAUUAAUUGUCGACUGCUGCACGUCACUGUUUGACUUAAGUACUUGAUCGCUGUCUAUACCGUCGUGUGUUGUGUGCCUUUCUUUGUGUGUUUGGUGAGCAGGAUUUCGGGUUUGACCCUCGUUACUGGAAGAAGCCCAAGAAGAAGAAGGACAAAGUGCGACCUCACUACCUCAUCACUGGUAUCAAUCACAUCACACGCGAAGACACAGACCCACAGAGAACGUUCCCUGUAUCUCAUCUAUCUAUCUUUGCGUGUUCCAUGUGCCGUAUGUGUGUAUCAGGGUCGAGUCACGGUCACUCCCUGUGUGGACCCUCCCCGUCUCUGUGCGUCUCCCUCGACCACCCCCCGCCCUACGACUCCAUCGGCUUCCCCACCACACUCACCCACCCUGACGCCAACCCCUCCUACGACAACGUCCCACCCCACAUCCCUCCAAUAACCUACACCUCCCCCCCCUACAGCACCCACUCCCCCACACCCACCAUGCACCCCACAGACAACGCAGCCGCCCACCACAACCCCCACACGGCGACAACGGACAGGGCGGCCAUCAUCCCCUCCGUCGACCCACACCCACACACGCACCCACUGCCCCUGCUGCAGAUGGCCACAUGGCCAUGGAGCAGCCCCCUUAGCGAGCAGCCCCCGAUGAGCCCGACGGACCUGCAGACGCCCACUUUGCCGCCCAGCUAUGGGGUGGUGGACGAGGCGCAUGAGCAGGAGCACAAUGACCGUGAGGAGCCUGAGGAGCACGUGGGGGAGCUGCAGCGGCUCAUCAAGAACUGGGGCUGCAUAGUGGGCUGACGGACGGACGGACGGAGGGAGGGAAGGACGGGCAACGGCCCCGUCUGUCUGUCUGUCUGCCUGUCUGUCUGCGAGUGUUGCUUUUUCUUUCUUCAUACUUCCUCCCUCCCUCCCUCUGUUUUGUUCCUUCUUUUCAUAUGCUGGUGGGUAGCUGGCUGGCUGCAUCUCGUCAGUCACAUUCCUCCAUCCAUCCAUCCAUCCAUCCUUUCUUCUCCCAAGCUGCCUGCCACUGACUGCAUCGCACCACCCUUGCGUACCCUACCGUACCCACUCGCUGCCACGCACAGCAAUGCAUAGCAUAGCAUAGCAUAGCAUACACUCACUCAGUCACGCACUGACAAAUUCCGCCCAUCUGUCCACCCCACCCGACCCGUCUGCUGUGCGCCCCCGCGCCCUUUCUGUCUGUCUGUCUGUCUGUCUGUGUAGGCAGGUAGCGUAGCGUAGCGUAGCCUAGCCUAGCCUAGCCUGCGUCCGUCUGGGUAAACGGAUAGAUAGAUAGAUCCUGUGUGUAUGGCCAAGUGUUUAGUGUAUUUGUGCGGAUCCAUAACAUACAUACACUCACCCAGUCAGUCAGCCACCCACCGACCCACCGACCGACCUACACAAUCGAAGUCCUAAUUGGGUCUUCCCUUGCUCCUUUCUCUCUUCCUCUCUGUCUCUUCUUCCAUCUAGAUGAGAUACGUGACAGCCAGGGGGCGGGCGGGUCGUUGAGCGGCAGACAGAGGCACAGAGGAGAGAGCGGCCGGAGGGAGACAGAGAGACUGAGAGAUGGAUGGGUGUGAGAGAGGCAUGCACUGCGUGAAACGGCUGUGUGUGGGGGAUGUCCUCGCGUCAAUGGGUGUGUGUGUGUGUAUGUGGGUGUGGGUGUGGGUGUGCUUGUUGUUGUUGUUGUGUGAUGUAUCUAUCCCUCCUCGUGUGUGAUGUCAUGCGCCUGCUGUGGCGUGUACGUGUGUGCUAAAGACGGUAAGAGAUGUACUGAGUGAGUGAGUGAGCGCAGGGGUUGUCAUUUGCCUGCGUGCCGAUCUUCUUACGCGCGCACACACACACACACACACACACGAGCUCAAUGGCUCUCAUGCUCUUUCCCAUGGAUGGAUCGAUGUCGCCAUGUUAGCUAUCAUGAUGGAUGCCUAUCGAUUUUUCCUUUGCCGCGCUUGCCCGAUGUCUAUCAUAUCGCAUCGUCUUGUCUGUCUCUCUGCAGAUGUAUGUCUGUCUGUCUGUCUCGUGUUUUGUUUGUCCAUCCUAGUGUGGCCGCAUCAUUGGUUGGUUGGUCUCUCUCUCUCUCUCUCUGUCUGAUUUUGUGUGAGUGCGCUAGUUCGUUCCCCUGUUGGUCCGUCAUGCCUGUCUGUCAUUGGUCGGCUGUGCGUGGCUCUUGGAUGGAUGGAUGGAUGAAUGGAUGGACGCCUUGUGGGUAGGUGUGUUGGGUAUUGGCUUGUGGAGGGAGAGUGGCGUCACAUCCAGACAGUCAGACUGAGAAUGACGCUCACCAAGGCCAAUGCAUGCCCCCUCUUGGUCGUCAGUCAUAUCAUGAAAAUAACACAGCUGCUUUUCCUACCGUCACGUCACCUAGUUCCUGGUCCGUGGAUGCGUGUGUGCAGGUGUGUGUGUGUGCGUGUGUGUGUGUGCGUGUGUGUGUGUGUACCUUACACAUGCAGGCGUACGCACAUACCUACUUGCCCAUGCAUACCAGGCAGGCAGGCACUCAAACAGGCAGCCAGGCACCAAGCUUUUGUCCGCUCGUCGUCUGUACGCUUCUCACGCUAUCUUCGUUCGUCUGCCCGUUUGGCGGUGCACUCAUUGGUGUCUGUGUGUCUGUGUGGGGGGAUGUUGUCCAUGUCUACGUGUGUGUGCCCUUCGUUGUGUGCUGUGUCAUGUGUACAGACAGGUACAUAUGUGUGUGUGUGUGUGUGAGAUAUAGAUGACGAUUGCUUGCCUGUGUCCGUUCCGUAGCGUAUCUGCCUGUGUGCUACACACGUGUAUGCGUGCCACGUUGGGGCGCUAGGUCGUUGGUUGCUGCUCCACAAUCGCAUCCACUUCGUGCUGAGCGGGUUAAGCGUACACCUACACACCUGCACACAAUGGAAUACAUGCUUCCUUCGGCGGAAAAGCGUUGAUGUGUGUUGAGACACGACAGGCAGGCAGGCAGGCGGCGAGACACACACGCCGCCCGGCUGGUAUGUAGGUCUUUUUCGCACUGACGACCGCACUACCACAAUGAUGGACAUGAUGCUGCAAGGCCUAGGGUGCUUGCUGCCUGUGCUGGUGUUUGUAUCACUAUAUCUACGCUAGCUACCCUACGCUACGCUUCGCUCCGUAAGUACGUAAGUAACGCUGCUGCUGGUGAAGGCGGCUUUUUUCCACUACAGUAUGCAGCCAACUAAGGCAGCAUGUCGAUCGUUUUGGCUUUUGUGUCCUGCUGGCUGGCUGGCUGGCUGCCGGGUUGCCUUGCCGGGCUGACUGCAUUCCAUGAGGCGAGGCGCAGGAAGGUACAUACAUACAUACGUACGUACGUACAUCCAUGGACAGAUAGAGGAUCGGUGUACGGUACGAGUACCUGUGGGUGUGGUGUUUCAUCGAUCGGCCGGUGGAUGGAUGGAUGGAUGGCCUUUUCCGCUUGUCUACAGGUGCGUUUGUAUCGCUCUCCAUCUGCACGUGCGUGUGCCAUCCACACGUACAGCGCCAUGCCACUCAUUCCAUCGAUCGGCUUCUGCGUACAUACGCAUAUAUGCAUACGUACACACAUACGUACAUAUUCUUCUUACGUACUUUCAUAGACGUGGUCGUUUAAGUCAGGUCGGGUUGCUUGCUUGCUGAGACUCGGUCAGCUGUGGCGGGGCGGGGCGGGGCGGGGGGAUGGGUCCAUUGGUCACUCAUCCAGUCAUUGGUGCUUUGGUGCUGCUGCGAUGCUGCAUACAUACAUACACACAUACACACAUACACACAUACACACAUACACACAUACACACAUACACACAUACACACAUACACACAUACAUACAUACGUACACACAUACAUGCAUAGCUGCUUUCAUAUGAUGCCUCGAUCGAUGCCUUUGACGCUUGCGUACUUACCUUUGUGUAAUUCGUUCGCACACUCAUUCGUUCAUAGGGCCGAGGGACACACUGGGGGCGGAGGGGAGGCUCAGCUGGUCUUUAUGAAGCGUGUGUCUGCGCGUGUGUAUGUGUGUAUGUGUGUAUGUGUGUAUGUCGUAUUGCGUAUUUGUUUUCUAAGGCACUUUUUCUAAGGAAAGGAAUGUCUGUGUGCAUCUAUUUGUGCUGCGGUUGGCGGGCGGCGGGCAAACGGCUGGCUGGCUAUAUAUGCGAGUGCGACUGAGGGAGGGGAGGCACGAUGGGUGGAUGUGUGUGUGGAUGCAUGUGUGUUGUGUGUAUGUGGCACCGUGCGUAGCGUACGCCCAGCUCGUCUCAUCAUUGAUUGCACUGCAUAGAGAGAGCGAAAGGUACGCAAAGCUGAUACGCAUGUAUGUGUGCCUGUGCCUGCGCCUAUGGGUGGCAUUUGCGGUUGUUAAGUUUUCACUCACUUUUUGCACGGUUCGCUUCAUGAUGCGUUACAUACAUGUCUCUGCAGUGCACACACACACGGAUACAGACACAAACAAUAUAUUAUUACACACAUGCAUGGCUGGCACCGGGCAGCCUCUUUGCUGGCUGCUGCCGGAAAACGAUAGCAAACGGGCUGGAGAGGGCGGGAGAGGGAGGAACAAUUCGUUGUCUUUAGCACUGACUAUAUUGAGACGGACUGUUUUAUCGGCUGCCACAGCUGGUUGGUUGCUUGGUUGGGAGGCUAGACGGCUGGCUGGCUGGCCGUCCACUCUCGCAUCAGUCGGAUUUUUGACAUGUUUGUUUGUGUGCAGUGAGUGCAUUUGUGUGCCGUGUGUUGGUUGGCGGUUGGGGUGUGGGUGUGUUGGUCGGCCGUUGACAGCUGGCUGGUUUUUGGAUUUGCACUGCUGAUCGAUCGAUGGCUAGAUGGAUGAUUGGUCUGUCUAAUGCAUGUGUGUGUGUGUGUGUGUGUACAGAGGGGCCAGGGUGUGAGAGUGACUGCGUAUGCGGCGACACGUUCAUGCACGCCACUCUGUGAGACGACGAGACGAGCAAGUAACCAACCC